UGCCGUUCAGGUGGAACGGUAACUGCCGUUCCCAACAAUGGUAUGUGACACCAGUGUAGCAGGUUGGGCCUUUAAUUAGUGCUGCAGUACCGGCCUAUCACUGUUGGGUGCGCUGCCUAUAAAGGUGGGUGGUUGUGCACUGGGAGCACUCUUGCCUGGGAGCUCCUGGCUGCCCCGCCCCCUGUUGUCACCGAAACCUGAUCGCCUCACCUGAUCGCCUUUUAGUUGGAUCGUGCAGCUCGCCGUUGUUUGGCAGUUUAUUGGCCGGGUCUUCCCUCUCCCGUAUCGACCCCAGUUGUAGGGCGUGCGAGUGUUUCCUCCUCUACCUGUUGCAGCGGGGAGCGAUCGGCUGUAGAUCGAGUUGCACUUGUAAUGGUGUUGCUCGCUACAGGUGGUCCCCUUCCUCCCCUUUGAUGUUCAUUCAACUCCUGACGGGUUGACGUGUGUGUGGGCGGUUUCUGCCAGUACGUCCCCCCCCCUCUUCACGCUGCUGUUGGCCGGCUGCCGUUUUGUCCACUGAUUAUAUAGCCAACACAUCGAUCCUACUCUGCAUCUCCUACUGUGCUGUACCUGCCCCGAGUAUGGUGAUUGCUGCCUCACCCUAAGUCUCAUUAUUUUGAUCCAUUCAUUUAACAGACUUCCAACUGAUCUUAUUGAUGAUAUUAUUUGUGUUUUGUGGGUUGCUUUGCAUGUUUGUUUUGGCUUAAUUGCUUUACUUAUCCAUGAUAUUAUUUGUGUUUUGUGGGUUGCUUUGCAUGGUUGUUUUGGUUUAAUUCGUUUUCUUAGUUAUUUUGGUUUGGUUUAAUUGCUUUACUUAUUCAUUUGGAUUUAUCAGUUUGGAUAAAUCUCCUUUACUUUUGAUUUAAAACCCAUUUAGUUAUUUGCUCUUCCCUUUUUGUGUAUUUUGUGUGUGUGUGUGUGUUCGCUUUAGUGUGUUUGUGUGAACAUAUUUUAUUGAGAAGUCAUGCUUAAAGAUUAUAUAUAUUAAUUAAAAGGAAUUGAAUUUGUAUGCUGGACCCAGUCUCAAGCUUUCAUUAGUGAACGAACUUGUGUGCUUUAACUUAGGUUAAUCUAACUCUCCAGGUGAAAUUCCUGGGGUGGCGUUGUUGGCAACUUGUCACUAGUUCUUUAACUGAGCUUCAUUUUAUUGUUUCCCCGACCCCCGAAUGCCACAUUUGGCGUUGUCGGCAGGAUAAUUACUUUUGGAAAGCAGAGACGUGUGGUCCAGUUUCUUUAUAUCAUUUUUUUUGUUUAUUUUAAUAGUCCCCAGGGUACAUAUUUGAUGUAGAUGUUUUGAAUUGUGUUCAGAGGCAAAACGGCAGCUUGGCCUUUCGUGGUCCGCAGAGUCCCGGUGAGAAUCCAGUUGUGGGGUUGUUGUGUCCUAGUCUGACUGUAGUGUCAGUUAUGGAUGUAGAGCUGCAGGAAUUGAGGGAGCUGGUGGCGCAGUUAAAGGUGGACAAUGAGAGGUUGCGGCAGGAGCAGGCUGUGGCCGUGCCCGGUCCUAGUUCCGAAUCCUCCACUUCUUCUGUGCCACCUGUGGCCCCUGUUACUACUAGGAACCCCAUAGCAGAGAGGCUGGUUUUUGUGCCAAGGGAUAGAAAGUGUCCUAUGUUCAGGGGAAAAUCAGGUAUGGGGUUGACUGAGUGGCUUGAGGAGGCUCAAGCCUGCAUGCGGGCGCGUCACUUAUCCACAUCUGAGCAAGCCUUUUUCUUGUUUGAUCAUCUUGAGGGUGAGGCUCGAGAGGAGAUCAAAUAUCGGUCUGUUGUGGAGAAGGAAGACUCAGCUAAAAUCAUCUCUGUGUUACAGGAACUGUAUGGGUGCUCAAAGUCUUAUGUAGCCUUACAGGAGGAGUUCUUCUCCCGACGGCAACAAGAAGGGGAGACACUGCACGAGUUCUCCCUCGCGUUGUUGAGCUUGAUGGAGUCGGUGAAGAGAAGUGCACCUGGUGGUAUGACGAAUGCAGACGUUCUGCUGCGCGACCAAUUUGUCGAGCAUGUUUUGGACGGUGCCUUGCGUCGCGAGCUGAAGCAGUUGGUCAGGAGGCAGGCUACUGCUACUUUGCUUGAUGUCCGGGGUGAGGCGAUUCGGUGGGAACGGGAGGGGUUACCUGGGGGCGGGAGGGGUCGGAGUCAUUCCGUUCCUUCAGCUUUUGGUCUCCAGUACGGGGUACAGAGUGGCUCCCGGGGAGCAACCACUCCACCUCAGGGACAGGAAAUGGUGGAGAUGAGAGAGAUGUUAAGGUUGCAGCAAGAACAGCUGAACCAACUUACCCAGAGCAUCGCCACAUUGCAGCCCUCUCAUCUGCGCCACCCUCCACCUCGUCGUGGCCCUGUUAUAUGCCGGCGCUGCCAACAGUCAGGUCACUACGCAAGCGAGUGUGAUGGCGUUCGGGUUUCUGCUCGCACACAGUCUUCUUUGCCUGAUCGCCAACAGUCUAACAGGCAUUUUCAUCAGGCCCAGGAGCCGGAAAACUAG
Messenger RNA from Gadus chalcogrammus (walleye pollock), 2475 nucleotides. RefSeq lists its product as uncharacterized. Bases 1405 to 2475 code for a protein of 356 amino acids. The transcript is spliced from 3 exons. Gene Ontology annotation, molecular function: nucleic acid binding; zinc ion binding. The record is from RefSeq and is a predicted model, not a curated record. Lineage: Eukaryota; Metazoa; Chordata; Actinopteri; Gadiformes; Gadidae.